Molecule: messenger RNA, 1464 nt
Organism: Tuber aestivum (summer truffle)
Lineage: Eukaryota; Fungi; Ascomycota; Pezizomycetes; Pezizales; Tuberaceae
Source: the annotation of a GenBank genome assembly
AGUCUCCCUUGGUCAUACCCCUCUAAAACCCAAUGAUCUCUACAUUCCUCCACCACCAACCUCCCAUCACCUUUAUCUUCGCAAUUGCUAAUGCAUAGGGUAGCAAUGGCACCACAAGGUCUCUUCGGUGGGCCCCCCUCUCCCGCUAUCCCUCCAACCAUUUAAUAUCAAAAUGCUAAACCGUCCCAGCGGUCCAAAAACCCCAGGGCCUGACCUCCGCAGACGUAGUCCGGCAUUUACAAGCCAUCUUCCGCAAUCACGCCUGGUUCAAGCCAGACCUCGCGGUACAGCAAAAAGUUCUAGACUCUCAAUCUCGUAGCCAGCGCCAGCGACGUCGUAGGUCCCGCCAGGCCGAAGUCAAGUUGGGUCACGGGGGGACACUUGAUCCUCUCGCUAGUAUAACCUCCACCCAACGGUUCCCCUCAGGGGAAGAGAAAAAACUGGCUAUACUAAUAGUUGAUGUGAAGCCGGAGUUCUAGUGAUAGGCCUGGGCGCCGGUACAAAAUCUUUGUCAACCUUCAUCUCCUGCACAAAAACGUAUGAAACAACAGCACUCUUUGGUGUUAGUACUGAUACAUACGAUUGUACUGGCCGGAUCCUCAAACAUGCCCCCCAUUCCCACAUAACCCCUGAGCUUAUCGACUCUGCGCUGGACGCCUUUCGCGGCGAUAUACUCCAGAAGCCGCCGAUAUACAGUGCGCUGCAUCACGAGGGGAAACGGUACUACCAGUAUGCGCGCGAGGGGAAGCCUCUGCCUAUCGAGAUCAAGGCAAGACCCGUGACGGUGCUUAGAAUGGAAUUGGCGGGUUUUGAGAAGGGAGGGCAGCAUAAGUUCGGCUUUCCCGAGAAGGAAGGGAGUGUAGAGGAAAAGGUUGUUGGCGAGGUUAUGCGUAAGAUUGGGAUGGAGGAAUCUAAGAAGCGGAGACUAAAAGCGGAGGGGGAAGUACAGGAUGAAGCCGGUGGGAGUAAGAAGGUUAAAGUGGACGGUACGCUCUUCAAACAGGCGGAAAAAACCAUUCAAGAAUCCAUCACCACAGAAUCCCGCCCCGACUCCCCCCCAAUAGCAUCCCUCCGCAUGUCCGUCUCCUCCGGUUUCUACGUCCGCAGCCUAAUCCACGAGUAACCCACCCACCCCCACCUGCUCCCUACACUACUAACUUUUUUGUUUUUCACAACAGUCUCGGAGAAGCCCUGGGCUCAGCAGCACACAUGGUCCAACUUACCCGUAUCCAACAAGGCGAAUUCGAGCUAGGCAAAAAUGUGAUACCAUGGGAAGACAUGGCGAGCGAGGAGACGGCAAGGUGGGAGUCGCAACUGGAGGCGGCGCUGAAGGAGACGAGCGAGGAGGGGGCGUUUAUUACCAGAGAUGAUGUAGAGCAAGAUGGGGGAGAGGGGGAUGGGGAUGGGGAAGCGGAGAAGUCCAGUUAGUUGUAUGAAAAAUUUUCCGAAUUUGAUAUAGGGUUC